Molecule: messenger RNA, 3064 nt
Organism: Neomonachus schauinslandi (Hawaiian monk seal)
Lineage: Eukaryota; Metazoa; Chordata; Mammalia; Carnivora; Phocidae
Gene: SMAP1
Product: small ArfGAP 1
Exons: 10
Coding region: 139-1473 (444 amino acids)
Biological process (GO): regulation of clathrin-dependent endocytosis
Molecular function (GO): GTPase activator activity; metal ion binding
Source: RefSeq, a predicted model, not a curated record
CUGCCGCCGCCGCCGCCGCCGCUUCCUGGGUUGAGUCCGCCCGCGGUCCCGGCGGCUCCAGGUGUGUUCUCGCUGUCCAGCUCCUGCCCGAGUCCGCCGCCGCCGUAGCUGUCCCGGGCUCCCCGCCCCGCUGCCGAGAUGGCGACGCGCUCCUGCCGGGAGAAGGCUCAGAAGCUGAACGAGCAGCACCAGCUCAUCCUGUCCAAGCUGCUGAGGGAGGAGGACAACAAGUACUGCGCCGACUGCGAGGCCAAAGGUCCUCGAUGGGCUUCCUGGAAUAUUGGUGUAUUUAUUUGCAUCAGAUGUGCUGGAAUCCAUAGAAAUCUUGGAGUUCAUAUAUCCAGGGUCAAGUCAGUCAACCUAGAUCAAUGGACACCGGAACAGAUACAGUGCAUGCAAGAUAUGGGAAAUACUAAAGCAAGACUACUCUAUGAAGCCAAUCUUCCAGAGAACUUUCGAAGACCACAGACAGAUCAAGCAGUGGAAUUUUUCAUCAGAGAUAAAUAUGAAAAGAAGAAAUACUAUGAUAAAAAUGCAAUAGCUAUUACAAAUAAAGAAAAGGAAAAAAAAAAGGAAGAGAAAAAGAAAGAAAAGGAGCCAGAAAAGCCUGCAAAACCUCUUACAACUGAAAAGCUGCAGAAGAAAGAAGAUCAGCAGUUGGAGCCCAAAAAAAGUACUAGCCCUAAAAAAGCUGCAGAGCCCACUGUUGAUCUUUUAGGACUUGAUGGCCCUGCUGAGGCACCAGUGACCAAUGGGAACACAACCACAUUGCCGUCCCUGAAUGAUGAUCUAGACAUCUUUGGACCAAUGAUUUCUAAUCCCUUACCUGCAACUGUCAUACCCCCAGCUCAGGGGACGCCCUCUAUACCUGCAGCUGCCACUCUGUCUACAGUAAUAUCUGGAGAUCUGGAUCUGUUCACUGAGCAAGCUACAAAGUCAGAAGAGGUGGCAAAGAAACAACUCUCCAAAGACUCCAUCUUAUCUUUGUAUGGUACAGGAACCAUUCAGCAGCAGAGUACUCCUGGUGUGUUUAUGGGACCCACAAAUAUACCAUUUACCUCACAAGCACCGACUGCAUUUCAAGGUUUUCCAUCAAUGGGUGUGCCUGUGCCUACUCCUGCAGCUCCUGGCCUUCUCGGAAAUGUGCUGGGACAGAGUGCAAGCGUGAUGGUGGGCAUGCCCUUGCCCAAUGGGUUUAUGGGAAGUGCACAAACCAGCGUGAUGCCACUUCCUCCGAAUGUGGUUGGCCCCCAAGGAGGAAUGGUGGGACAGAUGGGUGCACCCCAGAGUAAGUCUGGCCUGCCGCAAGCUCAGCAGCCCCAGUGGAGCCUCUCACAGAUGAAUCAGCAAAUGGCUGGCAUCAGUAUCAGUAGUACGAACCCAACAGUGGGUUUUGGCCAGCCCCCCAACACAACAGCAGGAUGGUCUGGAAGCUCAUCGGGUCAGACUCUCAGCACACAGCUGUGGAAAUGAAAACUGCAAUGCAAGUUUCAUCCAGAACUACCACCUGACAUUCCUUGCUAAAAUGCAUCUAGUUCCCCUGUUUAUUCAUGUACAUAUAUAUUUUUUUCUUUUUCCCCAUUUGUUCCUAUUAAGAAUUAUCUGACUGACCGUGUUGGUCUGUACUGAUUAAAUUUGAUGUGAAAAGCAGGUUGAGAAACCAUUUUAUGUCAAGGGCAGCUUUGCUCAUUUCCCAUGAUUUCAUAAACCACAUUAUUUGAGAAGCUGCUCAGUCAACUUGCAUAAUCAGUUUUACUCUCAAUAAAAUUAUAGCUGUAAUGUCUGCAUAUAAGGGAAGUAGUUAUCAUGUUAGUAAUACCUCUAACAGUAUAAACACCACCCCCAAAUUAGCCAGUAAUCCUUAGGAAGGUACUGUAUGAUCAAAUGUUUCAUCAUAUAAAUAGAAUGUAAAUGUAUCACUGAGCACUGUUUUCUAGUGUAUCAAAAUUCUUUUAUUUCAUCAUUCACUUCACUGUGCUGUUGUUAUGAUGUGCUUAACAGGGAACGUGGUUAGUGAAAGGAAGAUAAACCUGGAUGUUACUACAAAACUUAGUUUAACGAAUGUUUAAAGAACUCAAAUUUCAUCUGCCUCUCCUGUAAUUUGGAUCUCUUCUUAUGUACAUAGUGCUAAUAACAUGAAGACCUUUCUCUGCACUGUAUGCAAACAGGGUAACUAAACAAGCCACUUUCAAUCCUUGAAGGUAUAUCCAGGUUUAUGACAGUAAUUGUGUUUACAUUUUAUGGUGCCUAGUAUUGACAAAAUGUUAUAUCCCUAUAUUAAACAGAUGAAUCCAUAGACCUUUUUAUUUUUGUGGGUUUUAUUUCCUACAACGUAUGCUGCCACCAACCUUACAAAACUUAAACAUUGCGAAGUGAGCGAUUGGGAACAUUUAGUUGGCAAAAUGCCUGUGAUUUGUUUCUAAAACCUGCUCAGUUCUACCAAUUAUAAGGCCAAAUGGGAAGAACAAAAAGUACGUAAGAUACUCACAAUCGUAUCCUCCAGUGUCACUAGCCAUACUGUACAAAGAACUGCCAGUUUAGUUGUAGGGAAGACAUGCAGAACAAAUGAAGACAAAAACAUAUAUUUGAUCCCAUCCCGUCAGCUGUGUUAGCGGACGGACAAGCUCUGUUGAAACAGAUGUCCGUCAGAUGACAACAUAGGCUGUCGUACUGAAGUCAAGCGAACAAUACCUGAACGUUCUGCAGCCUGACCUCCGGACUCCUCUUCCACGUCCAUUAGCCAGGCAUACUGCACCACGUGCUGCUUCAGUUUAUACCUCAAUUUUCACUGUGUCCAGGCGGUACUUUGGCUCGUUGGCUAGAUUAACCUUCUCUGUCCGAGUGUGCCACACGAGAACCUAGAGGGGAGGGAAAUCUUUUGGGUAGCCACACUUCUUAAUGCUGACACCGAACAAGGUCAAGCAGCACAAGUGAAAUGAAUACCUUAGUGCAGUUACUUGCUUUUGGUUCCAGUUCUUCAACUGUUGUUAUCUGUUUUAGAAAAUCAGAUUCUUGCAUCCCUGGCUGGGAUCCACGACGCUUAAAUACAGCUUUUGGAUUGGAC